Carassius carassius (crucian carp) is the source of this 7433-nucleotide messenger RNA. RefSeq names its product ankyrin repeat domain-containing protein 26 (gene aard). The record is from RefSeq and is a predicted model, not a curated record. NCBI's taxonomy places the organism in Eukaryota, Metazoa, Chordata, Actinopteri, Cypriniformes, Cyprinidae. The transcript is spliced from 44 exons. Gene Ontology annotation, molecular function: protein binding. The coding region runs from base 62 to 6940 and encodes 2292 amino acids.
UAUCAGAACCUGAAGCUCAGGUAAACGACAGUCCGCUGAUGGAGAUGUGCCAUCACAGACCAUGAAGAAGAUAUUCAACUUCAAGAAGAAGAAGGGCUCCCCCAGCCCCUCUGAGACGGGGAGCGUGCUGUCGGCCAGCUACGAUGUGAAGGAUAAAGCCCUCGGGAAGGUCCAUAAGGCUGCGCUCAGCGGAGAUGUGGUCAAACUCAGACAGCUGGCCAAAAAGAAUGAUUUAAACCAGUUGGAUAAGGAAAACAGGACUGCACUGCACAUCGCUUGUGCAUGCGGACACACAGAUGUGGUUCACUUCUUAGUGGAGAACAAAGUGAAGCUGAACUUAUGCGACAAUCAGAACCGCUCCGCCUUAAUGAAGGCGGUUCAGUGUGAACAAGACCGCUCCGUCUCUUUGCUCUUGGAACAUGAGGCUGACCCCAGCCUGGUGGACAUCAGUGGAAACACAGCACUGCACCUGGCCGCCCGUAUCCCCUCCCUCUCUGUGGUGCUGCAGCUCCUGGAACACUCCACCAACAUCAACGCACAGAACAAGGAUGGCAACACUCCACUGAUGCUGGCUGUAAUGGAAAACCAUGCAGACAUGACUGAGCUUUUACUGAAAGAGGGAGCGGAUGUUAAUGUCAAGAACCAGGAGCAACGGUCUGUGUUGAUGAUCGCUGCGUGCAAAGGACAGAUCAGUAUGGUGCGUUUGCUUCUGCAGUACGAUGCUGACAUCACGGUGAAAGAUGAUAAGGGAUGGUCUUCUGAUGAUUAUGCGGUCAUGAAUGGACACCACGCAUGUUCACAUCUGAUUAUCGAGCAUGGGACGAAGAGAAGAUCCCUACAGUCACCUUCCUAUUUCACUGGCAGCAAAAAGAAACAGACGUCUGUUCUCGGAAGCAGCUUCGCAGGAGCAGGGAAAGAUACAGAAGAAAAUACACACACAGACUCCAUUAGCAGGGCAUCAAAAAGUGGUGAUGCUGAUUCCUGGCCUUCAUCAGAUGAUGACGACGAGUUAGAUUUGAGCCAAAAGAAACAGAAGGUAAACUUGAAGAAACUCAUAAGCACCUCAAAAAUAGAAAAUGUAGGAGUCAUAGCAGAUCAGAAUGCAGACAAAUCCUGGGGCGGAUCAGAGUCUGAACUGGACAGUGAGGAUAAGGGUGCAAUCCGCCCACCACUUUCUAGACCACUCCCCUCCAGCAGCACCUCCCUCCCACAACCCCCUGUAGCAACCCACCCUGCCUCUUUGCCCCACCCACCUCAGAUGAGCUCUACUCCCUUCAGCAGCACCCUUAAGGAAGAGGCCUCAACAGAGAAUGAGGAAGAAGAGGAUGAAAGGGAAGAACCGGGGGAGAUGUGUGAAAAAGUUAAAGAUUCUCAAAAUGGUGCUAGCAAGGAAAAGCGAAGAGAUUUCCUUUUAGAAUUGGGACUCAAAAAGGAAGAUGAAAAUGACGAAUCUCCCUGGGAUUCAGAGUCUGGUUCUGAGAGCCCACAGAAGAAACAGGCCAGUGCUCAACACACUCCCGCCAAAUCACAUAGAUCUAUGCACAGUAUUUGUGAGGAGAACACUGAAGGUUUAAGAAAUGACAAGGAUGAUGAUGAUGAAGUAGAAAAGGAAAAGGAGAUACCACCCAAAGUGAUCAAAAGGGAGCCUGUCUCUGUUCUCAGUAAGCUGAUGGAUUCAAAAGAAGCUAAUAAGAAAACAGACCUGAUGGAAGAGCUUGGUUUGGGGGAUGCUGAGGAUCUUGAAGCAAAUCACCAAUGGCCUCCAGAUGCUUCAGACUGGGACUCCGCCAGCAGCAUCAGUAAGGCCAGUAAGAACUGUCCAGUUCAUAAGCUAGACGAGGAACCCCUCUUUGAAAGCCCAGCAGCUUCCACACUACCCAUAAUACCUCAGCAACAGAACAUGGACACCAGGGAACAUAAAGAAGCCAAUCCAGAGAGAAACAAACCCACAACCUCAAGCAAAGCACCUCUACCUAGUCCACGAUCUCUAAACCCAAACGCCAGCUCAAAACCACUGCCACGGCUGCGCUUGGACUCCAAUCAGAGGCCAGAGAGUGAAGAAUUGGACUGGGAUACGGACCAUUUCAGUCCAGCCAAGAAGACAGCUUCACUGCCAAAUGUUGCUGAGCCUGAUGCAGUUCAUCAGCAGAAACCCAAAGCUGAAGAUGCUGAGAGUGAAGACAAUUCUGACGCAAGCGAAGAUGUAGAUCAGGCAAAAGAGGCAUUACAAGCAUCUUACGUAGACAUAAAUAAGCCAUCUAACCAUGAACCACUGGAGUGCCCAACCUCUCCUAGAGAGGACGAACAAGAGGAGAAAUCAGAUGAGAUUCCCUGGGAGGAACGCUAUGAGAAAAUCUGGGUGGAUAAUGAAAAAAAAGAGACCAAGUCUCAAUAUAAAAACGUGGCUGAUGAACUAAAAGAGAGGUUUGGAGAACUGGAGCACAAUGAACCACCAAGUGGGCUUUCAGAGCAGGAGUGGAAAGAAGAUGAACAAUAUGAUGAAGAGGAAAAGAAAGAGGUGGAAAAGGAAGUAGAUGAUGAAGAUUCCAGUGAGGAAGAGGGAGAGCCAGUAGUGCAGCCCACUUUCCGGGCGAGAAGUGCCAUACUUUUGCCCAUCCCAGAGCAGAGAGAGUCAGGCCUGGAGGACUCACAGUCUGAAAGUGUCCACCGCACGGUUAGUGUUGAGGUCAGUGAUGCAGAGCUUCCCAGUGACCAACACAACCCCCAAAUCAUCCCAGAAGUCCUAACAGAUGAUGCCCAGGAGCCAGAGAACCAAGCGGAUCACUGUGAGGAACCUAAUAGUGGAAGCAAAGAAAAUUGUCCGCUAGAUUCUGGAAGCAACAUAGACAAAGAACCUGAACUUUACAGACCUUCAAUGCAUGUUGAGAAUGAGCUACAAGUCCCAUCUAAAUUUCUAGAAGUGCCCUCUUCUGACUCCGAUGAGGUAGACGAUGGCUUGUGGAAGUCUAGACUUGAGGGUCGUCAGGAACAGGUGGAUGGCAUGAGGGGAGAACACCAGCCCAGUGCUUUAUGGGAUACUAGAGGAACCAGAGAACGAGGUGAACUUUACCAAGGAAAAGGGAAGAAAAUUGACUCCACCUCUGGGAACCCAAAACCUAAACAGGAAGGGAUUGCUGACAGCAGGUCUUUGGGAAGAGAGGGUAGUGUUUCGCCAAGACAUCUGACAAGAAGUCAGAUAAGUACUGACAGGGCACCAACACAUGGUGAGGAAGAUGAAGAGGAGGAAAAGAAAACUGUAGGUAGCCAAGCCAGAAACCUCUGUGUAGCCCCCCCUCUGCACGGCAAACCCUCCCGACCUGCGACCCGCCGUAACGAAGACCUUGAGUCUGUCUUUGAUGAUAGUACUUUAAGUGAGCUAUCGGAAGAGGACAGGAGGUCCCCGUCUUCAAGGCGUAAGAAAGAACAGAGCACUAGAGAGCUAGAAAUGGCGGCUGAUUUUGAAGAUCUCACCCAGUCUUCUGACACAGCUACCGAAGAGCUAGAGACUCCAGUAUCUGUAUACCGCAAUGCCUCUCUGUUCUUCAAACAACUCGACCCAAGCUAUCUGGACUCUGUGAGUGUGGUGAAACUACAGAACAUGUUUCAUGAGUACGAACGCACCAUCCAGAGGGAGAGAGACAGACACAGCCGCUUGGCGGAUAAAACCUCUCAGCUGGAGCAGGAACGCAGUGCGCUCAAGAUCCUGCUGGAUGAGAUCAGAGGCAGCAAGUCAAGCCUAGAACAUCUCAAACUAGAGCUGGAAACAGAUAUGAACAAUCUAAAGUUCCUUUUGAGACAGGAACAGGAAAAGCAUCAGAGCACUCUCAUGCUGUAUAAUAAAACCCGUGAGCAGCUUCAGAGGAAAGAGGAGGAGCAGCAGCGAGCCGAGGCCGAGGAGUGUCACAAAGCUGAGCUGAAAGUCUGCAGUCUGGAACUGGAGAUCAGAGCCCUGAGGAACAGCAUCAGACAGAUUGAAGAGGACAGAGAUGAGUGUCAGCGUCUCCUGUCUCAUGAGCGCAGUGCUCGUGCCCUGCAGGAGGAGUUACUCAACAGCCACCUGCGUAAGCAGCAGAACAUUGAGGAGGAGAACCUCCGAAACUUCAACAAGAGCAAUGAGGCCAUAUCCCAGCUAACAGAGGCAUCAGACCGUGAGCGAGAGUUGAUGCAACAAAACCUAGCCCUACUGGAUGAACUGAACACCACUCGGGCCGAGCUGGACCGCUCGCAUUGCCACAGCCGACAUGAAGAGUCACGGCUGGUGGAGGAGCGCGAUACCCUUCGCGAGAGACUGGAGGACGCCCGCAGGGACAUGAAACUGAGCGAGGAGGCGUUGGCCCAGACCGUAUUCCAGUACAACGGGCAGCUGAGUGUGCUGAAGGCCGAAUGCUCCAUGAUCACGGCCAAACUGGAUCACGAGAGGCAGGUGAGGCAGCAACUGGAAGCCGAAGCUGAGGCAAGCAGAGCACGACUUGAAGCAGCGCUUCAGGAGGCCGAAAGAUGCCAGGCGACCUGCACAGAAGCAGAGCUCACUCUCCAGCGAGACUGUGAGGAGCACCAGCAUGUGCAGGAAAAGCACAUCUUAGAGUCGAGUAACCAACGGGACACCAUCCAGUCCCUGUCCCAGAAACUCAGCAAGGCAGAGGCGCGUGCCAACAGCAUGGAGAACGAGUGUCACCGUAAUGCUCUGACUGUCGCUGAGAAAGGAGUGCUGUUGGAGACCCUGGCCCGGGAGAAAGACCAGGCCCUGGCCAAACUCAAAGAACUGGAGGCCACUGUACUGCGCGAAUGGGAGCAGGCCAGCCGUGCCGCGGUCAAACAGGAAGCCAUGCAGGAGAGGCUGGGCCAGGCUCAGAGCGAGAACAUGCAUCUCCGACAACAGCUGGAGAAGGUGCUCAACAAGGGCUUGGCGAAGGAUAAAGCUGUUACAGAUGUGCACCAGAAUUUUGCUGAAAUGCUGAACCAGUUACGUGCAGACGGAGAGGAGAGAGUCCACCUGGUGGAGGAGAGAAGCAAAGAGCUCACAAAGAUGAACAGCGAGCUAAGAGAGCAGAACUACAAACUAGAACAGGAGAAAGCUGAGAGAGAGGACUCUCUGAGGCAGCUGCAGCAGGAGCUGGCCGACUGUCUGAAGAAGAUGUCCAUGUUUGAGGCUUCUCUGGAGGUCAACACACGGUACCGUAAUGAUCUCGAGGAAGAGAAGGAGCGCACACGCAAGGACAGGGACAGAUUGAAGGGGAAGCUGCAGGAAUCUGAGGAAGUGUACGUCCAGGCUGAGAAACGCAUCAGCCAGCUGAAGAGCUCUCUGGACGAUAAGGAGCGAGAAGCCUGCAGUACCGCUCAGAAACUAGAGGUGGCGCUAGCUGCUUCUACAGGCAGAGAGCAAACCAUUAAACAGCUGGAGGAGGCGGUGCAGAGGUUAGAGAUCGAGAACGCCAGACUGGAGGCCAUGACCAAACAACAGACCAACCGCAUUGAGGUGCUACAGAAGGGCGUUCAGGAGGGUGCUGUGCUAUCAGGCUCAUCACAUGGAGAAGGGGUCAGGAAUCGUUUGGAAGAUUUCAUCACAAACCUGCAGAGCAGUAAGAUGAUGCUAGAAGAACAACUCAACCGAGAGGUGCAGAAGCAGAGUAUGCUAUCCCAUAAUGCACAGGACUCACAAGCACUGUGGGAGGAGGAGCUAAAGAGCCGCUCACGACUGGGACUCCGCCUCUCUGAACUGGAGAAAGAGAAAGCAGAACUGACCAAUCAGAUGGAGCUCGAGAAGAAAAAGGCCAAGAAACUAACCGAGCAGAAGAACUCUGUGGACACGCGUCUGGAGCAGGAGAUGAAGAGAAACACUGACCUUCAGAAAGAAAUGUACAGGUUGAAGACACUGUUGAAAGCCGCUAAGAAGCAGCUGCGUGAGCAGGGCGGUGGACAGCUGGACUCUCCUCUGGGCAGCUUCAGAGCAGACAUGAGCCACCGGCUGGAGACAGAGAGCGCCGUCAGCAGAUUGAAGACUCGGGUGGAUGAGCUGCAGUCUCAGUACGAGCGGGAGGCUUCGUGCUGCUCGCGGCUGGAGGAGGUGAACAGACAGCUGAAGGAGAAGCUGUCGUCUGUGAAGAGCCUGAGCCGAAGCCACGAGCAGCUGGAGGACGAGAUGUCCAGUCUGCGCAGACAGCUGGAGGCCGGUGUGAUGGACCAGAGCCAGGCCGAGCAGUACCGCCGAGAGAUGGAGGAAAGAGCCCGACAGCAGAUCCGACACAAACUAGAGGAAGUUAACCUCUUCCUGCAGACGCAGGCGGCGUCUCAGGAAGCUCUGGAGCAGAUGAAGGCUGUUAAUGAGGCCAGUCAGCGCUGUCAGCAGGAGCAGCGCAUCAGGGAUCUGGAGGAGGAGCUCAGCCGCUUACACAGCCUUCAGCAGCAGAGAGACUCCAGCCGCACAGAGCUGGAGCGCUACAAACAGCUGUACAGCCAAGAGCUCCGGCUCCGCAAGAGUCUGGCCGCCAAACUAGAGAGGUCGGGCGAGCGGUUAGCGGAGGCCAACACUAAGCUCCUGAGCGAGAGGCAGCGCAGUAAGUCUCUGCUCACCAGCAGUAUAGUGAACGGUGGUUUCGGAGGCCCCGCUCUGGAUGUGGCGUCUCUGGGCUCCAUGGGGGCAUACGGAGCCUCUCUGAACAGGAGUCUGGGCCUCGGGACGCCUCUGCUGGGUACAUUAGGGGAAUCCCAGAGCAGCCGUGUAGAGGCCUACCUGGCAAAGAUGCAGACAGAGCUGGAGAAGCACAUAGCGAAGGAGCUGGACUAUGGGACAGGAGAGCUGGAAGGAGGAACUGCCCGCAUGUCUCCUGUAGGAUCGGCCUCUGGCUCUCAGGAUGUGAACGUGAGUCUGGAGCCGCCGGAACCCGUGAGCAGAGCAACUCAGCAGUACCUGGAGGUGCUGAAGAAGAACUACAUGAUCUGACCCGCGGUCAGUCCACACACUGUGAGCACAAUCAACUCCAGCGCCUCAUCACUGACCCACAGACACACUCAACCACCCAAAAAACCUAGAGACUGAGAAAACUAGUUUGUUUACUAAAGCUAAAGCAGUUAUGGUGCCUCCUUAUGGACACUGAAGAAAUAGUUCACCCAAAAAUAAAAAAAUUUGCUGGCCAACUAAAAAUGAGUUUAUUUCUUCAUGGGAACAUAUUUGGAGAAAUGUAGCAUUACAUCACUUGCUCACUAAUGGAUCCUCUGCAGUGAAUGGGUGCCGUCAGAAUGAGAGUCCAAACAGCUGAUAAAAACAUUACAAUAAUCCACACCACUCCAGUCCAUCAGUUAACAUCUUCUGGAUUAUAUGUUUUUAUCAGUUGUUGGGACUCUCGUUCUGACGGCACCCAUUCACUGCAGAGAAUCCAUUAGUGAGCAAGUGAUGCAAUGUUAAAUACAGCUUUGAUGUUUUAAAAUUGAGUAUA